Molecule: messenger RNA, 1034 nt
Organism: Tympanuchus pallidicinctus (lesser prairie-chicken)
Lineage: Eukaryota; Metazoa; Chordata; Aves; Galliformes; Phasianidae
Gene: SYPL2
Product: synaptophysin like 2
Exons: 6
Coding region: 105-878 (257 amino acids)
Cellular component (GO): synaptic vesicle membrane; synaptic vesicle
Source: RefSeq, a predicted model, not a curated record
UGCGGGUGGCGGAGCGGGGGCGGCUCUGAGAGCGGUGCUGCGGCGGCGGAGGGCGGAGGAGGAGGAAGAGGUGGCAGCCCCCGACGGCCCCGACGGCCGCGGCCAUGGCAGAGUCCGGAGCCCCCUCGGGCGGCGACAAAACGCCCCGGCUCCAGGACCGGGUCCUGGCCGGGAUGCGCUGGGGCCGCCUCCAGGAGCCGCUGGGCUUCGUCAAGGUGCUGGAAUGGCUCUUUGCCAUCUUUGCUUUCGGGGCGUGCGGUUCUUUCAGCGGUGAGAGCGGGGCCACGGUGAAGUGCAGCGGUGAAACCAAAGAGAUGAGCGCCAUUUCCGUGCAGUUCGGGUACCCGUUCAGGUUGUACCAGAUCCCCUUCGAGAUGCCGGAAUGCGACGGCGAGUCGGAGCCUCGCUUGCUGCACCUGGUGGGCGACUUCUCCGCUCCCGCCGAGUUCUUCGUGACCCUGGGGGUCUUCUCCUUCCUCUACACCAUGGCAGCUCUGGUGCUUUACCUGCGCUUUCAUUCCCUUUACGCCGACAACAAGAAGCUCCCGUUCACGGACUUCUGCGUCACCGUCUGCUUCGCCUUCUUCUGGCUGGUGGCGGCGGCGGCGUGGGGCAAAGGGCUGAGCGACGUCAAGGCGGCCACGAGGCCCUCCAGCCUCAUCGCAGCCAUGAGUGUGUGCCAGGGCCAGGACGUGGUGUGCAACGCCGGCGCCACGCCGGCCAUGGGGCUGGCCAACAUCUCUGUGCUCUUCGGCUUCAUCAAUUUCCUGCUGUGGGCCGGGAACUGCUGGUUCGUGUUCAAGGAGACGACGUGGCACACGAAGGCUGAGCCCCGCGGGGACAGCGCGGCCGAGCAGGGCGCCAUCGACAAGCAGUAGCCCCUGGGGGGGGGGGGCACCCACCUGCACCCACCUGCACCCACCUGCACCCACCCCCCCAUCCCCGGGGGCCUCGCGCCGGCCGCAGCCUGGGGGUGGAGGGGGGGUUGUUGUACCGAGGGGUCCCUGCUGUGUGCGGAGGUGGAUAAAGGUCCU